AUGGCAGAUAAGAUCACCAUUUUGUAUGGUUCAGAGACAGGAAAUGCCGAAGAAUAUGCUAAGUACUUGAAGCUACGGUUGAAAAACUAUGGCCUAAAGCCCACUUUGUCAUCAUUAGAUUCUUUUCCUUUGAAAAAUUUAGUAACCGAAACUGAGUAUCUAAUCAUCGUAUGCUCAACUACAGGGCAGGGGGAGUUACCUCGUAACUCGAAAUCCUUCAUGAAGUUUAUUUGUAAAAAGAAGCUCCCUGGAGAUCUUUUCCAACACUUGCGUUUGACAACUCUAGGGUUGGGUGAUUCUUCAUACACAAAGUACAACUAUGCUAUCAAGAAAAUACACGCAAGGAUGAUGCAACUAGGGUGUCAGGAACUAUCACCUAGAUGUGAAGCUGACGAAAUGUCACCGGAAGGAAUAGACGGGUUUUAUUUGGAGUGGGAAACGCAACUUAUUGCUGCAUUGUCAAAAUAUUUCCGCAUGUCGACUGAGCCGGAUAUCAACACUGUGCCCAUGCCCGAAUAUAAGGUGUCCCUCAAGUAUGCAGCAGAAUCUUUGGCAGAGAACUCGCUAUUAACCAAAAUUUACAACAAUUUACAGGUUGGAACUGUGAUUUCAAACGAGCGAAUCACCACUGCCGAUCAUUUCCAAGAUGUUCGGCAUAUAAAAAUAUCUUCCGAGAACUUGAGAUAUAAUCCUGGAGACACCGUAUCACUAUAUCCAUGCAACUUUGACCUGGAUGUUAAUGCUUUGCUCGAACUGCAACCACAGUGGUUAGAAGUUGCCGACAAGCCUUUGAAAAUAAGGAAUUUGGUUGAUGGGGAACAGUUUAUAACGUUGCGAAAUUUGAUCAAGUACCACUUGGAUAUUAUCUCCAUUCCACGACGCAGCUUUUUUGCCAUAUUGUGGCAUUUUUGUGAUUCCAGCACUGAAGAUGGUCAAAGAGAGCAAGAAAAGUUGAAAGAAUUUGGAUCCUUCGCUGACCCAGAAGAACUUUACAACUAUGCAAACCGGCCACGGAGGCUGAUAUUGGAAACAUUGUCUGAAUUCAAGAAUAAUUUAAACAUUCCCGUAUCCUAUAUACUCGACUUGAUCCCAUUGAUAAAGCCUAGGAUGUUUCUGAUCGCAUCGCGUUCGAGUGAGACAGAGAUAGAGGUUGUUAUUGCUAUUGUGGAGUAUAGAACGAUCAUCAGACGUAUCCGUCGAGGACUUUGUACCAGAUGGCUCAAGUCAUUGGAGCCGGAUGACGAAGUGCAUUUGAGUAUUGACAGAUCAUCGUUUAAAAUGUCUCAGAGUCCUAUUAUAAUGGUGGCACCAGGAACGGGUAUAGCUCCGAUGAAAUCUUUGGUUGACCAAAUAUUGCAUCAAAACUCAUUACAAGAGAUGUUUCUCUUUUUUGGAUGUCGUCAUGAGGAAAAAGAUCAUCUAAUAAAGCUGUUUUGGGAAAAGUCGAGUAAUUUGCAUAUAUAUAGCUGUUUUUCUCGAGAUGAUGGUUCCCAGUAUAAAUAUGUCCAGGACGCUAUCAUUGCCGAAUACAACUUGAUUGGUGACUUGUUGUUGAACCAAGAGGCAAAGGUGUUUGUAUGCGGUUCGAGUGGUAAAAUGCCAAGAGAAGUAAGAAUAACAUUCGUGGAGGUGGUGAGGAGGUACGGAAGUUUAUCGGAAGAAGAUGCAAAGCGUUACGUUCUUGAGCUUGAGGAUAGUGGUAGAUAUAAGGAGGAUGCAUGGUCUACAUUCAUUCGUUACUCCAGCAACACGACAAAGCCAAUUGUGGUUGGAGGUAAGUCAUACCAUGCAGAUGAAUGGACAAACGUCCCCCCUUUCAUUCUCAACCUCAUAGACCGUAAGUUGCAUAAAAACGUCAACCAUCCAAUUGGGAUACUACAUGACUUGAUUGGGCAAAACAUGAAAGGUAUGGGAUUCACUGUGUACGACAAUUUCCACCCCAUUGUUUCCAAAUAUCAGAACUUUGACAGUUUGGGAUUCCCCGAGGAUCACGUUGGGAGAUCAAAGUCAGACACAUACUACUUCAACAAAGAUUACUUAUUGAGGACUCACACUUCGGCUCAUGAACAAGAGUGUUUUAUUAAUACCAAAACACCAGGUUACUUAAUUACUGCAGAUGUCUAUAGACGAGACGAAAUCGACAGAACUCAUUAUCCGGCAUUUCACCAGUUAGAAGGGGCAAGAGUAUACAAUAAGGGAGCCUUGGAUGAAAUUCAGCGCGAUAUUGAUUCGAUUCCUGAAACCAACAUCAUUGUAGAAGAUCCAUUCAGAGAAAACCCUGUGACAGCCAACAACCCGGCACAGGAAUACAUGACUACGGAAGAAAUAAGACUCAUAUCUACACACUUGAAAAAGACUGUUGAAUAUUUAGUAAACCAAGUGUUUGAGCGGGCUAGAGAGUCUGCUAAAAAGGCUGGUUCCACUGAACCUUACUUAAAUGAGCCUUUGAAAGUGCGAUGGGUUGAAGCGUAUUUUCCAUGGACUUCACCUUCAUGGGAGAUUGAAGUAUGGUGGAAGGGCGAAUGGUUAGAAUGUUGCGGGUGUGGUGUUGUCCAACAACAGGUGUUGCUUAACUCAAAUUUAGGAGAUCAAAAGAUUAGUUGGGCUUUUGGAAUUGGGUUGGAUAGAAUCGCAAUGCUAUUGUUUGAUAUCCCAGACAUUAGACUCUUUUGGACUCUUGAUGAGAGGUUCCACAAGCAGUUUCAGCAAGGACAAAUCAGUACGUUUGUCCCUUACUCAAAAUACCCCGGUGUCAAGAGGGAUGUCUCAUUCUGGCUCAAUGACGACUAUAAGUUGCACGAGAACGAUGUGAUGGAAAUCGUAAGAAACCGUGCCGGUGACUUGGCUGAGAGUGUCGUCAACGUGGAUGAAUUUACCCACCCCAAAACAGGAAAAAGAUCACAAUGUUAUAGAAUAAACUAUCAAUCUAUGGAUCGAAAUUUAACAAACAGUGAAAUCAAUUCUAUUCAUGACAAGGUGGAGAAAGAUUUAGUCGAUCGCUUCAAGGUUGAAAUCAGAUGA
Lodderomyces margitis is the source of this 3021-nucleotide messenger RNA. Its product is annotated as NAPDH-dependent diflavin reductase. The coding region runs from base 1 to 3021 and encodes 1006 amino acids. Gene Ontology annotation, biological process: phenylalanyl-tRNA aminoacylation. The transcript has 2 exons. Lineage: Eukaryota; Fungi; Ascomycota; Pichiomycetes; Serinales; Debaryomycetaceae. Gene Ontology annotation, molecular function: ATP binding; FMN binding; tRNA binding. Gene Ontology annotation, cellular component: cytosol; cytoplasm. The record is from RefSeq and is a predicted model, not a curated record.